AUGGGUUGUUGUGCCAGUGCUGCCAGCCAAAUUUCUUUGCCUACAAAUCAUAAGCCUAAUCAAUAGAAAAAUUAUAGAGAGUAAACAUAAACAAAUGAAGGUAAAGAGAAAUAAUAACUGUAAAUGCAAAAAAAUCAAGAUGAUUAAGAUUAAGAAAUCUUUAUUGAAAAUUAAUAGUAGUUUUAAACAGAUUAGAAAGAUUCUGGAAGUAUUCCUUUAAAGUAAACUUCACCUAAAGAAAGCUAAAUGUAGAAAUUAUAUAAUUAUCAUCUUAGACCUUUAAAUCCAUAUGAAUAUUAAGAAGAAUAAAUAGAGGAAUAAAUGAUAAAAUCUAAGAAGCAAAAUGGAAAUGAAAAAACAGAUUUUAAUGAACCAAUUACAAGUAAUAUUAUUUUUAAUUAUUUAGAAGUAAGUUAAGAGGCUUAAAGAAUUAGAAAGUUUGUAUAAAAAUAGAGAUAACUUAAAUCAUUAUAAUAAUAAUAAAAUGAUAGUGAAUAAAUGUUUAUUAUUGAAGAAGUCGAAAGAUAAAUUAACAAUAAACAAUUAACAUUAGAUUCAUUAGAUGUAAGUAAAUAUUUAAUACGUUUAAGGAAAUUUGCCAAAAAUAUAAUAAACCUUUGAUAGAAGUCUUAUCUUUAAUGAAUUAAUAAAAUUAUUACUUAAUUGAAUUAAUCCUAAUUUACAUUAAUGAUUAUGAAAUAAUUCAACAUAUCUUACUUAAUCAUAUAUUACCAGAUGGAUAAAUAUUAUAAGCAAUAGCUCUUAGAUUGAUAAAUAAAAUGAAACCAUUUUAUAGUACUAAAGAAUAAUUAUAAUAAACAAUAUUAUUCAUUUAAUCAAUCUUUGAUUCUACAGAAGUAAUACGUAUAUUAAAUCAAUUGGAAUUUAAUAAUAUUGAUUCAUAUAUAGAUAUGAAGGAUUAAGAUUAAUUGAAAUUAUUUGGAUUGAUUAGCAAACUUUUUUAAAAGAGUGAAAUUUAAAAUAAAAAAUUUAUAGAAUAAUAUAAAGUAGCUAAAAAGAAUUUUAAAUUUUAAAAUUUGAUUGUUCCUAAAUCUAUACCAUUAGGAUAUAAUAAUAUUAGAAUUAUUGAUAAGGCUGUUUUAGAACAUUUAGAAUUUAAUAUCUUUCAUUAAAUUGCACUUUAAAAUAAAUGGGAUUUAUUUAUGUAAUAUUCUAAUGAUUAUUAUUUGAUGCCAAAUAUAUCAUAAGUAACUCCAAUGAUGAUGUUAUUUUAAAAUGCACCUUUUGAUAUCAUUAAUAAAUAUAUUACAUUAUAUCCAGAUAAUUUAGAAAAGUCAUUACAUUUUUUUACACGUAAAGGAAAAAACUUAAUUCAUUGUUUUUGUUUAAAUAAAUCUACAAAAUCUAUUGAUGAUAUUUAAUCAAUUAUUGAUAAACUAAAUUAAUAUUAAGAUUUAUUAAAAGAUUUAUUAAUAUAACCUUACAAUGAAUAAAUUCCAUUAGUUACUUAUUUGGAUUUUUGGAAAGAACCUUAAGAUAUUUUUAUUACAUUUUUAAGUUAACAUAUUUAAAAAGAAUUUGAUUUUUAUUAAAUUUAUUUGGAUGUACUAUAAUCUGCAUUUAUGAGAAAUAAAAAAGAUUGGUAAAAUUAAAGAAUUAAUCCUAAUACAAAAUACUUUUAUUCUAUGUAAAAUUAAAAAACACCAAAAAGAUUAAGAAUUAAAAAUUAUGAAGAAUAAGAUUAUUAAUAAUAUGAUAAGAUUUAUUAUUAAUAUAUUUAAGUUGCAAAACAAAUAAUAAAACAUAAAUUCAAAAUAAAUUUAAGUUGGAUUAAUAAUUUUGAUGUACAUUCAACUCAUUAUCCAUAUGAAUUUAGUGGAAUUGUGAGACCCCUUCUUAUUUAAUUGGUUUAAUUAGAAUAAUAUGAUUUAGUUAAGAAAUAAGUUUAAUUAAUUAAACCAUUUUAUUAAAAAUAAUAAAUAGAAAAUAAUAAUGAAAUCAAUAUAUAAGCAUAAUACAUAUCUAAAUUAAUUUAAAUACUUAAAUUUACAUCAAAUCGAUCUCAAUUAACUCCUCUUAUUGAAGAUAUCAAAGAAACAAUAAACUCAAAUCCUUAAUUAUUAAAGAUACCUUUACAUGGAUAUUUUGAAGCAAAAUCUUAAUUGAAUAAUUCUAUUUAUGGAUAUAAUGAUACUAGAUCCAAAUAAUAACUAUAUUAUUUUGAUUGUAUUUAUACUCAACUUAUAGAUUUAAAUGACAAAUCAUUUGAUUAAUGUUAUAAAAUUAAAGGUUUAUAAUUAAAAUAAAAUGAAUAAGUGUGUUUAUAAAUAAUACGUAAACUCUAUCUAAAUAAUAAACUAUUAUAAGUAGAUGAUGAAUUUAUAAAUGAAAUUUAUAGAAAUAUCACCUUUGUUGCUAAUUUUGAGUAAGAGAAUACUGGUUCUAAUGAUGAUGAAAAGAAUGGAAGAAUCCAAUGGAAAAAAUCUACUGAACCUUCAAAACAAGUUAUAAAUGGUAAGAAUUAUUAUAAAAUAAAUCAUACAGCAGGUUAAACAAGAGUGAUUUUAGUAUUGAAAACAUUUAAUAUUAAUGAUGGUCCAACUUAUAAUUUUAAGGAAUUCAUUUAAUUCUUGAAAAUUAAAGGUUUUAAUUAUAAUAUAAAGAAUGAAAGUAUGUUUGAUGUAAUAUGUAAUCUAAAUUAAGAAGAGAAUGUAUAAACAUUAGUUGAAUUAUAUUUUAAUGAUAACUUUCGUAAUUUCCCAUAAGGUUUGCAUCUAUUAGAUGAUUAUUUUGAUGUUAGUGUUAAUUCUGAAAUUUGGUGUACUUCACUUUUCAUUUAUGCAAAAAAUGUUAAAUUUGACUUUAAUUUUAUUCUAGAUGAUGAAAGGACUAUUAGUUAUACUAUAUUUAAAAUUAAUGAAAAUUAACUUGAAAAUAUAUAUAAUUGGGGAUUAGGUGGAAUGAUUUUAAAUUUAAUAGUUUCUCCAAAAGAAUAUCCUAUACCUAAGAAUUAUAAAGAAAAAGCUGCUUUGUAUACUAUUUAGAAUCAUAAACCUUUUUUGGCUACAUUGAUAACAAUUAAAGAGUGUUAUGAUGAUUUAACAUAAAUAUAUCCUGAAGUAAAAAUAACUUAGGAUAUAAUUUAUAAAUUAUCAUUAAAGGACAUUGUAUAGAAUAAUUCAUUUUAGAGUUUAAAUUAUGUUUUAAAGUAUACACAAACUACUAGAAUAGUUUUAGCAUCUAUUUUGGCUUAAAACUUUUUUCCUUUAAAUUAUAAUUUUAAGAAAAACAUGGAAGAAGUUGAAAAAUUUAAUAAUACUUUGGUAUAAUUGCUUGAUAAUUUAAAAUAUGAUGAAGAUUAUUCAAAUAGAAAAUUAAAUUUAUUAGAAAAUUGUCAUCUUUAUUCUGUGAUAAAUCUUAAAUCAUAUCAAAUACUUAAGCCAAGUUAAUAAUAAAUAAAAUUAACUCAUUUUGUAUAAAUAAUGCUUUCUUGUAGUUAUAAGGAAGUGAAAAUAGCAUUAUUAAAUGAUAUGCCAGAUGAUAUAUUAAAAUAUCUUAAGACUUCAUUAAAUAAAAUAUGUUGUAAGGAUUAAGAAAUGAUUAUUCCAAUGAUUAAAAGAAUUUAGCUAUUAAAUUAAAAUGAUGGAACAUUAAUUUAUAUCAAAACAAUAUUAUCAUUACUUUUCAAUUAAAAUCCAUCUAAAGCUAUUGAUAUAUUAUUAGAAAUUCUUGAUAAAAAAGAAUUGAGAUAUAGAAUAUAAUUUAUUUAACAUUUAUAUACAAAAGCAUUUUGGAAUAAAGAUUAAGAAACAUUAAAUAGAUUAUUAGGAUAUUUGGACAAAGAUCCAGAAAAAAAUACAUAUAAAAUGAUUUUUCUAUUAAGAAAUUUAUUUAGUGUUGAUACUGAAUAUAAUAAUUAUGUUUUAGCUUUAAAAUAUCAUCCAUGUUUAGUAUUGAAUACACAAUAAUAUUAAAAAUAUUUAAAAUAAAAUAAUUUUGGAAAAUGGAAAUUAGGAUUAGAGUAUUAAUUAUGUUUAAGAGAAGGUUUACAUGAAAAGAUUGAAAUAUUGAAUUAAUUAAUUGGUCCAUUUGAUUAAAUAAAAGAUAAUUAGACUUUUUGUGAAUUUAUUGCUACAGUUUUAAUAGAAGCAAAAGUUUAACCAUAUAAUGAAUCUUUAAAAGAUAAUUAGGUAGGUUUUAUAACUGCAUAAUUACGGAGUUUAAAUGAAAUGGAUAGAUAUUAAUUUUUGAGUUAUAUUUAACCAUAUACUUUAGAGAGAAAAUAAUUAAAAUAAAAGAAUUCAUUAUAAUAAAUAAUAAAUAAGGCAUAAGAAUAAUUUGAAUAAUCAAAGAAAGUAAUUAAUCAUCCAAUAAAAAAACUUGAAUAAAUAAAUAAAUUAGAAGCAUAAUUAAUAUAUAAAUAAAAUUAAGCAUAUUCAAAAUAAAAUUAAAAUUAUUCUUGUUUAUUUUAAUCAAGUUAGAAUUCAUAAUUAUAAAAUUAUGAGAAAUGUUUUGAACUUGUUUAAAAAUGGGCUAAUUAAAAAGUUUUGAUUUAAAAAUCUCCAUUUUAUGAAUUAAUGUAUGCUCUUAGAUAUCCAAAUAAAUAAUAAGUUUAAUAAAAAGAAUAAUUAAUUGAAAUUUUGAUUAAACAUUUUUUAUUAAAAAAAACUGGACCUAAUUUUUUAAAGUAUAAAUCAAAAGAAUAUAUUGAAUUAUUAAAAGUUAAUUGUUCAACAUCAAUUAAUAAAUAUAUGAAAUAUGGCAUUAAAUAAAUAAGACCUUAAAUGUAAGAAAUCUUUGUAUCUGAAUUUAUAUGUGAAGAUCAGAAAUAUGAUCCUAGCAAUGAUGAUUUGGAUUAUAUUAUAAUGACUAUGAAAUAUUAGAAUAUUAAAUUAGUACCAAUAUUGAAAAAGAAAUAUAAAGGAUUAUUAGAGAUAAAAUUUAAUAAAGCAACUUUAUUUUAUGCAAAAAAUGAAGUAAAUCUAUUACCACUUUCUUAAUAUGAUGUUUCAUGUAAAAAAUUUGAAAAAAGAAUGUAAUUCUAUUGUAGAUUUAUAAGUGGAGUUGGAGCAAAUUUAAAAAAAUUAACACCUGAUUAAGUAUUUUUAGUUUUUGGUUAACAUAAUCAUAUCUUAUAAAAACCAUAAUUUAGUUAUGAAAAUUUAAUUCUUGCUCUUAUAAGUGGAAAUAUGGAAACUAUUUUAUUUAUAAUAUAACUUCAUUAACAACCAAAUAAACUUGUUUAUGAAUAGAAUUUAUUUUAAUUAAUUAUUUUAGGAAAUUUUAGUGAUAAUCUUGUUAUAAAAUUUUUUAAUAAAUAUAUUAAAGAUUAUGUAAAAUAAACAAAUAGAAUAUUUUUAUUUGAUAAUUAACCUAUUUUAUAUUAUUUAAUGCUUAUGAAAAGAUAAAAAUUAUUUGAAGAUAUUUAUUUAUAAUUUAUGAUUUAAAUACAUGGAGAAUAAAAAGCUUUAUAAAUAUUAAAAGAUGAAUUAUUAAUUGUUAUUGGUGGCAAUAAUAAUUAAGAUAUAUUAGGUUUAGCAUUAAUGAGAAAAAACUAUUUUAUAUUAAAUUAUUGUACAAAUAUCAUAAAUAAAGAACAUUUAAAAUUUAUCUAACAUUUUGAUAUUAAUUAUUUCAAAUCAAUUAAACCUUAAAAUAAUAAUACUCCUUAUUCUAAAUUUAUUGAAUUAUACUAAAAAUAUCUUCCUUUAUGUUGUAUUGAAUUGAAAUUUAAAUAAUUUGAUAAAAUGAGAGUUUAAUUAUCAAAUGGAGUAUUUAGUAUUAAAAAUAAAAAAUAAAUUAAUGUAAGAGAAUAAUAAAUAAAUUAACUUAUAUAAUAUGAAUAAGCUUGUAUCAAUUAUAUAUUUAAUUUGAAAGAAAUUUAUUAAUUUCACAACAAAUCUUUAUCUAUUUAGAUGGCUUUAGAUAAAUGGAGUAUGAUAGCUUAAUAUUAAUUUGAUCCUAUUCUUCUACAAUAAAUCUUAUAACAAUAUAAAUAACCUGAUGGAUCUUAUAAUAUGAAAGUAGAAGAAUAUUAAAUGAUUCUUGAAUAAUGUUAAAAACAUAGAAUAUAUUAACAUCCAAUUUUUGAUGAACUUGCUGUUAUAAAUCCUAAAUUAUUCAUUUAAAUUACAAAUCCAAUGAUUCUUAAUAUUUCAUCAGUUAUUGUUGUAAAUCAAACUUUGUAUUAAACUCCUGAAUUGAUUAAUUAUGUAGAAUUCCAUUAUAAUCAAUAUAUGGAAUAAAUUAAAUUACAAUAAAAAAAGAGAUAUAAUCUUUAAAAUAAAAAGAAAAAGUAAUUGAAACUACUUGAAAAAUAAGAAAAAAGCUAAAAUGAUACCAAAAAUGAACAGUAAAUUGCAUAAGUAGAAGAAGAAUAGGAAAAUCGAUAAGGUGAAGAAGAUGAAGAGGAAAAUCUAUAAGGUGAAGAAGAGAAAAAUAUAUAAUAGGUAGAAGAAAUUUAAUAAUAAGAAGAAGAUAUUUAAUAAUAAUAAGAAGAAAUUUAAUAAUAAGAUGAAAGUUAAUAAUAAGAAGAAGAUACUCAAUAAUAAUAAGAUAUUCAAUAAGAAGAUUAAAAUACAUCAUAAGAUAAAAGAACAUAAGAUUUGAAUUAAGAAAAUUUGGAAAAUGACUCUGAAAUGUGUGAUGAAGAAUAAGAAAGGGAAGAAGAUGAUUAAAUAGAGAUGCUUAGUAAAAAUAAUGAGAUGCAAAAGAAUAUUCUUUAUGCCUUUUAUUUAUUACUUUGUAUCUAAUAGGAUCAAUAUUAAGGAUGGCUUUCAAAGUAAUAAUAAUUAAAGGUUAUUGUGGAAAUGUAUUAAAUUUUAUUAAAAAAUAAAUUGAAAAUCAAAUAGCAAAAACCAUUUAUUACUGAAAAUAGUAAGAUAUUCAUAUUGUCAUAAUUAAAUAAGGAUUAUAAAUUUAAAGACUUUUCUUAUUUUGAAUAAAUUUUAGAAAAGGAGGAUUCCAGAGAAUUAGCAAUUUUAAGAGGAAUAAUGUAUAUUUAAUAAAUUAAUGAAAUCAUAAAAGGGUUUAUUGGCAGAUUGAAAGAAGAGAUUAUAACAAUGAAUAAUUUUAAGAAAAAUGUAUUUCUUGUAUUUGGAAAAGAGUAAAUAACUUAUGAAGAAGAUGGUUUUACUAUUCCUCUAUAAUAUGGUGAUAAAUCAUUUUAUUUAUCUGAAGAGACUAUUGCAUAAGCUAUUCCAUAAUUAAAGAUAGCAAAUUAUUAAAUGAAUAUAGAUGUAGAAUUAGUACUAUAUCAAGAAAUUUAAGAGAAUUGGAAGAAUUUUGAUUUUAGUUCAAUUACAACAGUUGAUUUUAAUGAGAUCAUUAUAAAUUCAAAGGAGAAUAUUUUAGAGAAAUGUUUAUUUUUUAAGAAUUUAAUGGAAUAAUAAUUUGAUAAGGUAGGUAUUUAUUAAAUAGAUGAUGUAUUUGCUCCUCAUUAACAUGAAUAAAUUAGAUAAACUGAUAUGCAAUUAUUUUAAACAUAAGGACAACCUCCUUCUUUAAUACAUUAAAGUCAGAGUCAAAUGGGUUUAUCAUAAGGUAAUUAGAUGCAAAGAUAAUCAACAAUGAAUUAAUAAUAAAUAAUGAAGGAAGAUUUUCAAUUUAUGUUUGAGCUAUUACCUGAUAAUACUUAUUAAGUUAGAUAAUAAAAGAAAUAAAAAAAUUAGAAAGAAUUAAUAUUUGCUGAAUUUUAUCAUUUCAUUCAACCAUAAGUAGUAAUUAAUUUAAUAAAAUUAACAGAAGAAGAAUUCAUUGCUAAUUAUAAUGGUAAUGCUGUAAUUUCAAUGAUUAUAUAAGAUUUUUAUAAAUAUAAUGAAUAUUUAAGUAGUUUAAUAGAAUAAAAAUAAUAAUAAGAAUGGAGAUUAGAAUUUCCAUUUUAUAUAAAAAAUCAACAUUUUAUAUUUUAAGAUUAAUUGUUUUCAACAUAUAAUAUUUAAAUGAUAUUUACAAAAUUGGUAGGAUUUAUAGAAAAAGUAUAAUAAUUAUUGGGUAGAAGUGAAGAUUAGAGUAAAUUGGUAUGGAGAAUAAAUACAAUAUCAUUUUUAGAAGUAAUAAUAAGUAAAUUAGUUGAAAUGUAAUAAGCUACAAAUAAAAUAAUUAAUAUUUAUUCAAUAAUUGAAUAAGUAUUUAGUUGGGAUACAUUAAUCAUGAUUUUGCAUUAAUUACUAUAUAAUAAUUUGAUAAAAGCAUAGCAAGUAUUAAAAGUUAUUAGAGGGGUUUAUGUUGAAUUUAAUGAAUAAUAAGGGACUUAAUUUGUAUAGAGUGAUUAAAAGAAAGGAUUAGAUAAAAUUUUCUAAUUUGGAAAUACUACUUAUCUUCUUUAUAAUCAUAUAUUAAUUAUUAGAUUGAAUAUAGGGAUAUGCAAUUAAAAAGAAUAAAUAAUUAAAUAAGAUUUAUAAAUAACUUAAAUUUAAAAAAGUAGUAGAAGUGUAUUUAAACCAGAUCCAAUGAUAUAAGAAUAUUUCCAUAGUAUUAUAAAUGAAUAUGAUUUCUAUAAUUAAAUAUUCAAUCCAGAAUAAUUAGUGUAAUACUUAUUCAAUAAAUUGGAUAUUGAUAGACAUUUAUUAAAAUAUUCAAAUCAAUUAAGUAAGAUACUUAAUAAAACUAUAACUUUAUCUGUUGAUCAUUAAUCAUUAGCUUCAAUUUUUUCAAGUGAAAUCUAUAAAAUUAGUCAAAAUAAGAAUAGUAAAAGUAGAUUAAAAGAAAUGGAAUAAAUUUGGUAUAUUUUAUUAAAAUUAAAUAAAUAUUUUAAAGAAGAUUUAUAUAAUUAUUUAUAAAGAUAAUUGAAAGCUGAAAGAUUUGAUGAAAUGUUUAAUAUUAGAUUAUCAUGUUUAUUAUCUGCAUUAAGAUAAAAUUAAUCAUUAAUGAAUAUUAUUGUAUCUAAUACUAGAUAAUUAUAAUUAAAAUAGAAAUCUAAAAUAUUAUAAAGAUUAUGUUAUGUUACUUAAAAAAGUAAUAUAAAAUUAUCAUAUCAUUUUGGAUUUUAGAUCUCUAAAAAUUAUUAUGUAAAUAAUAGUAAAUUAGGAGAUGUUUGUAUGAUAGUUUAUUGUGAAAAUCAAAAAAAUAAUUUAGUAGCAUGUUAAUUAGUUUACAAUUCUAAACCUGGUCACUUUUUAUUUUCUUAAUUAGAUCACAUGAAUGAUGAACUAUUAACACAUGAUAGAAUAACAAGAAAUUAAGCUUAAUAUACUGGAUAUACAUAUUCACAUAAUGAACUCAGAUAUGUACAAAUUGAAGACUUAAUGUCAAUAGUAUUAUUUCAACCAAUUUGGCCAUCAGAUCCUGUUUUCAACUAAUCAAUCUUAAAUGUAUUUUUCACUGAUUAAGAUGGUAAUAUUUCAAUAUGUAAUGAAUAAAAAUUCUUGACUCUUAUGAGUCAAAUUUAAUGUGAAUAAGAUGAAUUCAGUAAAUAAGAGAUGCUUGAUAAUCUCUUUGGAAAUGGUCUUGUUUCUUCUUAUAGUGAUUUAAGUCUAACUUAAUUGACACCUAUUUUUCCAGAUUAAAUUAAUUUUGAUUUUGCUGCUAUUCAUUAGUUGAAAAAAUAAUAAUCUUUAGUUUAAGGAUAAAAUGUAUUUGUUAGAAUUAAUGGAGAUAAAUUUAAACUUGAUUAAAUUGAAAUUGCAUCUGUUAGUAUGGCAUGUCAUUUUGAAACUAAUAUUAUAGCUCAAUAAGCAUAGAAAAAUUUUAUUAAAUUCCUUAAAGAACAUACUGAAUUAUCAAACAUUUUCUUACAUUUUGAUGACUAAUUGAAUUAAAAUCCAGAAUAUUAUUUAGAUUGUUUCCUUGUUGGUGGAACUAUAUUUGAAGCCUUUUAAUAUGGUUAUUAAACAUUUAAGGAUGGAUACACUUAUCCAAAAAUGAAUAAUUCAUUAUAGUUUCUAUUUGAAAUUUAAUCAAUUUUAACAAUAAAAAUCAAUUUCAUUAAAACAUUUAUUGAAAAAGUUGAAUUUAUAUUUGAAAAAAGUUAUGAAAAUUAAAAAUAAUUAAUUCAAUAUGAGAAUAGAACAUUAAAAUGUUAUACUCUUAUAGAUGAAAAUGAUAAUAUUUAAGUACCAGACUCAGGUUAAAUUGCAUAAUUUUUAUUUAAUUUAAUUUUGAAAUUUUAAUUGAAUAAAAUGAAUUCAUAUUUUACAGAUGAAAAUUUAAAUAUAGUUGAAGUUGGAGAAAUAUAAAUAGAAAAUAUUAAAACAGUUGUUGAUAUAAUUUUAUUGGCAAAAUAUCUAUUUAAAUUAUUGAAAUUAGAUGAUGAGAAUAUUAAAUUAAAUAUUUCUAUAUUAUCAUAGAAAGAAAUUAAAACUUAAUUUAAAAAUACAAUCUAUUAAUUUAUUGAUGAUGGAUCUCAUUUAAUAAUUAAUUAUGAAACAUUCAGUGAUUUUAAUAUCUGUGAUUUCUUCUUAGAUUAUCUUAACAAUAAAUAAUUUUAUAUUAGUAAUAGAUAUAAUGAUAAAAUCAAAUAUGAUGGACCAGAAAUUAUAUAAGAAAGAUUAGAAUUAAAUCCUAGAAAAUUAUUAAGUGGUAUUGAAGAUAAUCAAAAUAUUGAAUUAUUAAUCUAUAAUAUAAAUAAAGGAAAAUUAUUAAAUUUAGAUGUAAUAGAUCCUAAUUAAUUUGAUUAACUCUACUUAAUAUUUAAAAUAGAUGGAAUUUAUUAGAAAUUUUAAGCAGUUAAAUGUUGUACUUAUAAACUAUUAAGUGGUUAUUUCAAAUAAACAUCAUAUGAAUAAAAUAUUAGCAAUUCUUUAUUUUUAUUAAUAUUAGAUUUAGAAUCUAAUAAACCAUUAGAACCAUAAUUAGCCAAAAUAGAUGUUUAAUAAACUAAAGAAAGAACCAAUCUUAUGAAUUUAAUUAAGAAGGAAAAAAAGAAAGAAUAAUUAUAAGUUUCUUAUAAAUUUAUAACUAAUAAAUCAUUAUUGGUCGAAUUUUUUAGUGAUAAAAUAUUAACAAUGAAAUUAAGUGUCUCAUAACCACUUAAAAUAUCUAUGAUCUAAAAAGAAAUAGUAAAUUAAUUAACAUUCGAGUACACUACAUAAAACACAUAAGAUUUGAGUAAAACUACUCAUGGAAAAGUAAUAAUCAAAGGAGUUGAGAAAGUAAUUGAAGUUGAAUAAGAAGAAUAAGUACCUUUUGGUAUAGGAGAUGCCAAAAUGAUGAAAAUUUUAUUAAAAAAAUCAAAUUAAAAAAUGGAUGAAAUACUGUUCCAUAAAUAAUGUGAACCAAUAAUACAUUCUAAAGAUUUACAACUUAGCAAUACAAUUAAUAUGUUAAGUAAAUAAGAACUUCAAGCAGCAUCUAGAGCUGGAGAAGAAAGAAUAGAUUAUCUAGAGUUUAAAGAUAAUUUAGGAAAUCGAAUCAAUAAUUUUUCAUAUUCUUCUUUAGUUUUUGUGCAUUCAUUAUUUAAUUAGAUUCAAUAUGUUCCUUAAUAAGAACAUAAAGAUUAUGGAUUAAAUUUAAUUUGGACUCCAAUUUUCAAAGGAGUCUAUAAACUGUAUAUUGAUGAUGUUAGAAUUAAAGGUAGAUUUAUUAUAUUGGCUAAUACACCUAGUCUAUAAGAAAGUGAAAUAGAAAUUCCUUAAGAAUUACAAACAAUACCAUUUUAUGAAGAUAUUCCAUUUACAUUUUAAUUAAGGGAUUCAUAUUCAAAUAUAUAUGGUGAUAUUGAAUAUGAUAUUUAUUUGGAUUGUAAAUGUGAAAUAGUUUGUCAUAAAGGUGUUACCUUGUAAGUUAAUUUCUAAAACUUAACUAAAAGUGGAUCCAUUAAUGCAAAAGCUCAUUUUGUUCCUGAUAAUGUAGAGGCAAAUGAACUAUAAACUGAAAUAUUGAUUUUAAUAAAUAAGGAAAUUAAAAAAGGUAUGAUUAUAUAAUUUUAUUUUUAAAGUAAAACCAAUUAAGAUUUCAGGAGUAUGUUUAGAAAAAAGAAGAAAGAAAUUUGAAGCUGAAUUAGAAAAAAGUUUCAAAAGAACUGAAUAUUCAUUAGUAAUUAGAAGAUUGAAUUUCUUAAAAGAUUUAUUAGAUUUAGCAGAUAAAAAAAUGAAUUAUAAUUUUAGUAUUAAGUUUUAAGAUGAACCUGGUAUUGAUGCUGGAGGACUUAAAAGAGAAUUUUAUGAUAUGAUAGGUAAUACUCUAAAAGAUGAUACAUAUAAAUUCUUCUAGCCUGUUCAAGGUAAUCUUGGAAAAUAUUUUCUACAUAGUAGUUUUAACAAAAUAAAAAAUAAAAAAGAAUAUGCUUUAUUAUUUGGAAAGGUAUUAUUCAUUUAUAAAUCUAUAGUUAAUUGCUAAUUCAAUUGCCAAUGGCUAUUUAAUUGGUAUUGAUAUAAUAAGUCCAUUUUGGAAGGUUGUCUAUGAUGAAAAGAUAGUUUUUGAAGAUCUUAUCUUAAUAUGGGAUAAAUAGACAUACUCCAAUUAUGCUAAUCUAAGAGAAAUGAAUCCUGAAACUAUUGAAUCUCUCUAUUUAGAUUUCACUUAUUAAUUAGGCAAUUCUACUAUUGAAUUAAUUCCUAAUGGAUCUGCUAUGCCAGUUACAUAACAUAAUGUACAUUAGUAUUUAGACAAAACUGCAGAAUACAUUAUUUACAAAUAAUUCCAAGAAAUAUAUAAAUCAUUUAUUGAAGGCUUUACAACUGUUGUUGAUUUAAAGGUAUUUUACAUUCAAAUUGGUUUAAGAUUUUCCAAAAGUGGUUGAAACCUUCUGAGAUAUCAUUGUUAACUUAAGGAUUACUAGAAAUUAAGCCAGAUGUAGUGUUAUAAAAAAUAUCAUAUUCUGGAGGUAAAGCAAGUCACAAAUCUUACUUUGAAACUUAUGUUAAUCAAGCAGAUUCAUAAACAUUAAAGAACAUGUUAAAAUUCAUUACUGGUAUUAUUUUUAUCAAUCUUAUUUUUAGGUUCCUCUGCUAUUCCAUUUGAUUAAAGUUCUUAUAUAAUAUCAGUUGAAUUCAAGAAUAAUUUAGAUAUAAGAAAAUUGCCUUUAGCUCAUACAUGCUUUAAAUCUAUUGAAGUUCCAUUAUAUGCAAAUUAUGGACAAAUGAAAUAAAAAUUAGAUAUUGCUUUUACUAUUGGUUUAGAAGGAUAUGGAUUUGGUUGAUAUAAAUUUAAA
Messenger RNA from Paramecium primaurelia, 13051 nucleotides. NCBI's taxonomy places the organism in Eukaryota, Ciliophora, Oligohymenophorea, Peniculida, Parameciidae. The record is from the annotation of a GenBank genome assembly.